AUAAUUAAUUGAAAAGAGAGAAUUGCUACCCAAAGAAACUUUGUCAAUUAAAUUUUAGAAAUAAAAUUACUCUUGAUUAAGAUAUAAGCAUUGUUAAAAAAAUGCAUAAAUAUACACAUGGAAUUUUUAUUUUAAUCGUUUUUGCUUGCACUUUGGAUAAAGGCGAAUCGGAAAGAACAAAGCGAGCGGCUAGAGACUGUAAAGACAAGUUUAAGGUGAUAGACAACCAUUCAGCUUGCCAAUGGAGAUCUCCUGAUGUCCAAAGUGCAGGUGUUAGUGAUGCUGACAUUCAAGAGAUACUAGACGAGCAUAACAACUACCGUAAGAGUGUCACCCCAGCGGCUUCUAAUAUGUUAAAAAUGACAUGGGACACUGAGGUAGCGCUAGUGGCACAAGCAUGGGCGGAGACCUGCUCUUUUAGUCACGACGAAAGUAAAAACAGAAAUAUUCCAGGUCGGCUUUCUGCUGGUCAGAAUAUUGGUACAGGUUACCUGUCUUGGAAAGCUGCUAUAAAAGCUUGGCAUGACGAGGUUAAAGAUUUCACUUACAACGCCAACAAUAAGUUCGAAAAAGUUGGACAUUACACACAGUUAGUUUGGGCGACUUCAAAUAAAAUAGGAUGUGGCAUGGCCAAUUGUAGAAGUGCAAAUUUUCACGUUUGUAACUACUCGCCUGCAGGUAAUGUAGAUCCUAUAAACCGGCCGUAUAAAUCAGGUACUAGAUGUGGUGAUUGCAAACCGGGUAACGAUGGCCUCUGUGAUUGUGGCGACAUGGUUUGUGAGAAUGGGGGCACUCUCGACCCGGGCACGUGCAAGUGCUCGUGCAAGAGAACGUUUAAUGUCGGCGAUAGGUGUAAACUUGAUUGUCGAAACCUGACAGAACCAAGCGAAUGUGGUAGUGGAUCCUAUGAUGCGAGUGGUUGUGUGAGAUACAGUUCUACUGUACCUUUCAACUGCCCCAACACCUGUAAUGUAUGCCCUACUGGUGGCUUUAAUUACACAGAAGGGUCUAGUCCUGUUGGCAACAACGGAGGAAGUGGAAAUUAUUAUGGAAUCAAACAUCAGCUUGCUGUGCAUUAUUUUGUUUGGACACUUUUUUCUAAAAUACAUUCUCUAUAACUAGAUCUAGUCUGAAAAGAAACUUCGUCACACGUUUAAGUGUUUAUGCAGUUUGUGUGUUUCUCUUUUUUAAAACUUGUCCUCGUGUCAUAAUAACUUUUUGUGCGUUUUGCAUGUGAAAUGUAGCAGUAGCAGACGACAGUGUUGCAAAAGUUAUAAAUUGUGUAACAAAAGAUUAAGGUAUUAAAAUUAUCAUUAU
Molecule: messenger RNA, 1317 nt
Organism: Mercenaria mercenaria
Lineage: Eukaryota; Metazoa; Mollusca; Bivalvia; Venerida; Veneridae
Product: cysteine-rich venom protein-like
Exons: 11
Coding region: 102-1118 (338 amino acids)
Cellular component (GO): extracellular region
Source: RefSeq, a predicted model, not a curated record